GACAAGUGAUUUUUUUCUCUGUAUUUUAUAUACAAAUAUAAAACUUAUUAUAGCUUAAAAUUGAAGGGUGGAGAAAAAAGAAGAAAAAAAAAAGGAGAAGGAGGAGGAAGGGGAGGGGAAGGAGGUAGGAGUAAUAAUAAUUGUGGAGAGAAGCUUAAUUCUGUCAGUCAUUGUCAAAUUAUUACAAAAAAAAAAGAAAGAAAAAAACGUAAAAUACCUCCAUUCAUUAUUCUUUCUUCUUUCAAUUUUUUUUUUAAAGAAAAAUAAAUAAAUAAUACUAAUCAUUCAAAUGACCGAUAAUUCAACUGAAAUCAAUAAUAAUGAAGAAGAAGCUGAUAGCCACAGUUUGACCAGCAUGACGGCAUUUUCAAUCAUGUUUGUCAGUAUAGGCAUGUCAUGUUUUAUAUGGCAAACUUUAACAACGGGUUGGAUGAUGUAUAAAGCAAGAAAACCCAUUAUUGGUCUUGUCUUUUUUCAAGCAUUUUUAGGCGUGAUAGUUACAUUUGUGACUCUUUUGACAUCUCUAACAACUAUUGAUUGCACCUUUCGACUGCUAUUCUCUGUAAUAGGUGUUAAUAUCGGUAAUAUGUCCUUACAAUUUGUUUUACUAUGGAAGGCAUAUUUAGGAAAUAAUCGAUCCAAGCUAAUUUUAUGUGUGGGCUGUGUUCCCAUCUUGAGCAUUGCUGCUUUUAUAUGUGCAAAUAUGACAAUAGGCAGAUCAGUAUCCUCUAUGAAAGUUGGUUACUGUGAUACUAAAUAUCCUGUUGAAAUCGUCAUUGCAAAAACCGUUAUUGAUUGUACAUCAAAUACCUUUUUAUCAGGUUGCUUUAUUCUAGUAAUUUAUAGACAUUAUCGUAUUCUUGGAAGUGGUAUUCAAAAGACAUUAAUACGUGAAGGACUUAUUUACUGUUUUGGUGUUUGUUUAUCUAAUAUUUUGACAGGAAUAUUAGUAGCUAAACAAGUAUUUGGGGGAAAUUCGCCUAUUAUUUAUACCAUUGACUGGUAUCUUGCAUCUUAUUUGAUUAUAAAACAAUUAAAAUACAAAAAAAUAGCUUCGUCUGAUGAAAAUGACGAAGAAGACGAUGAUGAUGAAGAUAGCAUCACUAUUGAUUCUUUAGAAAAGAAAAAAACUUUAGACGAGGAGAUUCUUCAAACUUUGCCAAGUAAAAAGCAAAUUAAUACACAGCAUUAUUCCAUAGAUGGUACCUUAGUGCCAUCACCUACUUCGGCCAUUACACCCUAUCAUAGUCAUUUUGAUGAUACAAAGUUAUCUGAUUUGACAAUUGAUUACAAAAGACAGAAAUCAACAAUCUUAAUAUCACCGCCUAUUAUUCAGGGACAGGCUUCUCUAUUUUUAGAUGACCAAGAUGAUGUACAUAUGGGGCUCAAAUAAUGUAUUAAUAAAGACAGAUCCACAUACAAUGGAUAAUAACUAAU
This is a messenger RNA of Cokeromyces recurvatus, 1437 nucleotides long. RefSeq lists its product as uncharacterized. NCBI's taxonomy places the organism in Eukaryota, Fungi, Mucoromycota, Mucoromycetes, Mucorales, Mucoraceae. The record is from RefSeq and is a predicted model, not a curated record. Bases 290 to 1393 code for a protein of 367 amino acids. The transcript is spliced from 5 exons.